AUGGAUCGUAAUCGUAAACCGUAUAAGAAAAGAUCUGAUUUUGAAAUUAAUGGAAUUAUUGAACAAGGUCUUGCUACACCAAAAGACAUUGUGGGGAAGUUAUUGCAAGAAUCCUAUGGUGAAAUAACCAAUUAUUACAAAUCAAUAAAUAAAGCUACUCAACUUCGACGUGUCCAUGAUAUAUUGCUUAAAAUUGCUAAAAAUGUCGCGUUAGCACGAAGUUCUGAUUAUUCAUUAUUCACAAAACAAGGUACGGAUAAUCAGGACUAUUUAGUUUUCCAUGGAGAAACUGUAGGUGAAGAUGAGAAUUCGAAAUCAACUGAUGAACAGAUGAUAUUUAAUUUACAAGCAUCCAAUAAUCAAAUUGCAAUACGUGAACAGGAAACAGAUAUUGAACCACAAGAGGAACGUGAAUCUAAACUAGUUACACCUCGUUCAACAACAUCGAAAAAUACAACGGCAGUUGAAACAAAUUUAUCGGAUGAAAUAAUAGAACCGGGAAGUCAUCGAGUGCGAUCGGCUGAUCUUGAAGAUACUCAAAAUUUUCGAUCAUCGACAACACAAUGGGCUUCAAAUGGAACAACCACACCAACAACAACAACGCCUGCAUCUAAUAUUUCGUCAGUUCCAAAACAAAAAACAAAUAAAAUACCUAAAAGUGAUCGUCCGCUAACAGUAAAUGAUAUCAGUAAUCAAGAAGAAGAAUCAGUUGUUCAUGCAGCUACAAAAAAGAGAAAAGCAAUAUCAGCAUCAGCACGGGCCAAUACUCUUUUGAGUCGAAUAGAGAAUGUGCUUGAUCCAUUUGAACGUUAUGCACGACAAAAUAUCGUUCCAUAUAUAAAUCUGGUAGACGAUGAAGAAUAA
Didymodactylos carnosus is the source of this 864-nucleotide messenger RNA. The record is from the annotation of a GenBank genome assembly. Lineage: Eukaryota; Metazoa; Rotifera; Eurotatoria; Philodinida; Philodinidae.